UCAGUCUGACUCUGAACUCAUGUUUACAAUGGCAGCUGCAACUACCCACUCCUUCUCUAACUUUCAGAGAUUACGCAUUAAUUAAACAAGAAGGUUGGUGGUUUCAACAGAACAGUGGAGGACUUGUCAAUCUUGUAAUGGUUUAGGAAACCAUACAACUUCUCAGGGAGGUCAGUUUAUCCUUGAAUUAGGAUGAUUAAACUACUGAUCUACUCCUCUCUAGCCUGGAGUACGAUGGGACAGAACACUGGAGGUUUCUUUUUCGGACCGUCAGAAGUAGGCGAAUAUGCUGAGGAAGGAGAUUGUACAGACAACCGAGGGCAAAGCAUACCGGAAGGAUUACUUUUUACUCCGGGUCAGGACGAAUGCCAGGUCUGUACAUGUCUUCGAAAAAUGCCCGUCCUUUGUAGGACGGUUCUAUGUGCUCCCCCAAUGAACUGUGUGAGUUUAAGAGUUGGAGAUGCGUGUUGUCAAUGGAUCUGUGAUGAUGUUGAACCUCCUCCAGGUUCUAUAAGUGAUAUUGGACUGAGACUGGUUGCAUCAGCGAUUACAGCGAUCCUCUCGCUCUCUUUGCUCUUUUUUCUCAUAUACAGACUCAGACAGAGACGGUUGAGAGGGAGACAAAACCAUCUUCAGGCAGAAAGCUUUAAUUCAGUUCUAGGUCAAACUGAGGAUUGCUGGGUCGGGGAUACUCAGCUUUCAUCCCAUGGAGUAGAUUGGAGAAAACCUUUGGAAGGGACCUUUAAUCGACCUUUUCCUCCUUCCUACGAUGAAGCAGUUUCCUCCACUAACACCGGUGAAACCCACUUAGAGGACCCAGGGAAUCCUGCUCCACCCUAUCAAGGACCUGUUCUACCAUAUCAAGUCGCAACCUUGGGUCGAAGAGUUUUUCCAGUAGGUAUUGACUCCACAAGUACACUUCCUUCAGUUCUCCGACGAAUACGGAGAAAUACUCCGGACAGGGAUGAAAGAGUAAACGAACCUGAACCUGAAUGGGUUCGUCCUGAAGUCCGUAUAAAUCUUCAUCCUUCUUCAACUCGGCAUUCAAAUCCUCUUUUCCGGCAUUCAUUGCAGAUAUGUUCCGGAUACUCAGAGGAUUCUCUUCCUUCUGGUAUCUCACGGUAUCCUGAGCCGGAGACCGAUGAAUCGUUGGUUCCUGGGGAUUCAAUGGAACAGGAACAGAACCAGAGUUUGGAAAACAUGGUUCUGAACCAGCGCUCGGUACAAGACAGAAGCUUUGAACAGAAUCGGGGCAGGGAACGUAACAGGGAACAGAACAGGAGCAAGGAUCUGAACAGGAGUUCAGAUCUGAACAGGAGUGCAGAUCUGAACAGGAGUGCAGAUCUUAACAGGCGCACAGAUCUGAGCAGGAGUACAGAUCUGAACAGGAGUGUAAAUUUAAAUAUGAAUGCAGAACAUGCUUUGAAUACAGAUGAGGUUCUGAGUGCAGAGAAUGAUAAAACUGCAGAACAAGAUCUUAAUAGAGUAGAGCAUGAGAAUACGACAAAAGAAAUAAUUUCUGUAUCUAGCCCAGUUCAAGAGAUAACACAUCCUGGAGCUAGUCCAAUGCGAGGGUUAAUUAAUCCCGGAGUUGGUCCAGUUCCUGUAGGCAGUCCAGUUCGAGGCAAAAUAAGUCCUGCAAUACAGAGCUCUGACGAGCUGCCAUAUCUAACCCAAACUACAGUGUAAAACAAAGAAAAUUUUUACCAAAUUUUAAUUUCCCUCAAUAAGAGGGUUUUGUUAUAUUUCUGUUAUUGAAGCAGCCUGUUUUGUUUUAUUACACAUUAUGUAUACAUUAGAAAUAUUAUAGAUAGAUAUAAUACAUUAUAAAUCUUC
Eurytemora carolleeae is the source of this 1836-nucleotide messenger RNA. RefSeq lists its product as uncharacterized. The coding region runs from base 193 to 1689 and encodes 498 amino acids. The transcript is spliced from 3 exons. The record is from RefSeq and is a predicted model, not a curated record. Gene Ontology annotation, molecular function: protein binding. NCBI's taxonomy places the organism in Eukaryota, Metazoa, Arthropoda, Copepoda, Calanoida, Temoridae. Gene Ontology annotation, cellular component: membrane.